UUUACACACAACCUGCGCGAGGGGAGGCGGCAUCACACCAGUGUGAGCUCUCGCGCAGUCCAGAAAAUACAACCGUCGCUCUCGAGACAGAGGUUUGCAGGAGUUGGAGGAGUAAUUGUGCUCACAGAGCUCUAGCAGCGAGACGCACGCACUCCCUGGUAAGAAUAGUUCUGCAAGGGAAUAAAGAGAAGUCUGAAAUCAUCCACACCGUCACCAAGGACUGUUUUAUAUGACGAACUGCUAAGAAGAAGCAGAACAAGUUAUUUCGCGCGUUUCUCCACUGUCACUACAUGGCAUCAGUUCUUGAAAACAACACCCGCACCUCGGGAACUCCGAGCAGUCAAGUCAAAUGCAAGUUCAAAAGGAGGAGGAGAAGAAGGUCAAAGAGAAAAGAGAAAGUCAGCAUGCUCUCUGCAUUGAUCGCUCCCUUCAAGUACAUGAGCCCAGGGACCACCAGCACAGAGGAUGAGGACACUUUAAGCACCAGUAGCACUGAGGUCAAAGAGAACCGAAAUAUUGGUAACCUAGAGGACUGCUGUUCUAUUGUCCCCGGCGACCGCCAAUCACUGUUCAAAUCGGACACAUCUAGAGGUGGGACUUCCGGUCUGAAGAGGAAGCGGCCGUUGGAGGAGGACAAUAACGGACACCUGUGCAAACUCCGUCUGAUCUACAAGAAACUGUUGUGGUCGGACUCACCAAAGAAUGCCCUGGUGCAGCUGAAUGAGCUGAGGCCAGGCCUCCAGUACCGCAUGGUAUCCCAGACCGGCCCGGUCCACGCACCCCUGUUCUCAAUCGCCGUAGAGGUGAAUGGCCUCACCUUCGAGGGCACGGGCCCCACCAAGAAGAAAGCUAAGAUGAGGGCGGCCGAGCUGGCCCUCAAGUCCUUCAUUCAGUUCCCCAACGCUCCUCAGGCUCACCUGGCCAUGGGUAACCAUGGCAACCCCUCUGCAGACUUUACCUCGGACCAGGCGGCAGACUUCCCAGACACUCUGUUCAAGGAGUUUGAGCCGUCGUCAUGUGGUGGUGUAGUCGGCGACAGCUUCUCCCUCUACCGGUCGGCGUCGGAGAAGAGCGAGCUGCGCCUCUCCAGCGCCCUCCGGCACGGCCGAUUACUUCGCCACACGUUGGACUUAAUGGUGCAGGCCAAGCAGCGGCUGGCAGGGGUCCCUGUGACCAUCCCCGCCGAGGCCCCCAAGACCCCUGUGGUGCUGCUCAACGAGCUGCGUCCAGGCCUGAGGUACGUGUGCCUGUCCGAGAGGACAGAGGGGCGGCGGGCGCGGAGCUUCAUCAUGGCAGUCCGUGUGGACGGGAGGAUAUUCGAGGGCUCUGGACGCAGCAAGAAGCUGGCCAAGACCCAGGCGGCCCAGUGCGCUUUGCAGGCCCUCUUCAACAUCAGGCUGGCUCCUGAGGGGAGAGGAGGCCUUAAACCCAGCAGGAAUAGAUGCCCUCAUUUGCCCCAGGACUUUGCCGAUUCAAUAUUCCGCUUGGUGAGGGAGAAAUACCACGAACUGGCAGACAGCUGCACCCCCAUGCAUGCACGACUCAGAGCCCUGGCAGGCAUCGUAAUGACCAGAGGUUUGGACCUGAGACAAGUCCAGGUGGUAGCGUUAUCUACCGGGACCAAAUGUAUCAAGGGAGAAUACAUCAGUAACCAAGGACUGGUGGUCAACGACUGUCACGCUGAAAUCACAGCCAGGAGAGCCUUGGUUCGCUACCUCUACUCUCAGUUAGAGCUCUUCUUAAGCAAAAGGCGAGAGGACUGGGAAGAGUCGAUAUUCGUCCGGCACAAGGAGUCAGGGUACCGGUUGAGGGACAACGUCCAUUUCCAUAUGUACAUCAGCACGUCACCCUGCGGAGACGCUCGCCUCAACUCGCCCUACGAAAUCACCACAGACCUGCACAGCAGCAGACACCUGCUGAAGAAGUUCCACAGCCACCUGAGGACCAAGAUCGAGUCCGGGGAGGGGACCCUGCCUGUGAGGUCCUCCAGAGGGGCAGUCCAGACCUGGGACGGGGUACUGCAAGGGGAACAGCUCAUCACUAUGUCCUGCACAGACAAGAUCACAAGAUGGAACGUCCUGGGACUGCAGGGGGCAUUGUUGAGUCACUUUGUGGAGCCGGUGUACCUCCACAGUCUGACGGUGGGCAGUCUCAGACACCCGGGUCACUUCAACAGGGUGAUGAGUCAGAGACUGGAGUGCCUCGGACCGCUGCCCGCAACUUACAGACGCAACCAGCCUCUUCUUAGUGGUCUGAGUGUCAGCGGUGAGUGUCGUCAGCCGGGGAAGUCUCUGUGUGUCAGUGUGAACUGGACUUGUGGGGACGGUCAGCUGGAGGUGGUCAACGCGGCUACGGGACGGAAGAGGGACUCUGGGACGCCAUCAAGGCUCUGCAAGCACGCUCUGUUCACCCGCUGGGCAAGGCUGUACCGCAAGUUGAGUAUCCAUGCUUCCGGGCCCGUGGACCAGCCACUGAUGUACUGUGAGGCCAAGAUGGCUGCCGGCUCUUACCAGACUGCCAAACAGCAGUGGCUCAGAUCGCUACAGGAGACAGGCCUGGGAACCUGGGUGAAGAAACCUCCAGAGCAGGAGAGCUUCCUGCUACAGGACUAAGACAUUUCACUCCAUUCCAGCCAUUAUUAUGCACACGCACACCAGCUUCCUGUGGUGUGCGUGUCCGUGUUCAUCCGUCCGUUUGCGUGCGUGUCUUUAGAAGGAGCAUGUGGCAGUUGGCUUUAUUGUUGUCCGCUAACUUUGGUUUGCUCUACAAGCCUCCAUCUCCUCCUCGGCAAAAGCCACCUUUUAUGUCGGUCGUUCAAGUUCCACCCAAAAAAUAAAAAAUGAAAACGGGAAUGAAAGAAAGUGGGUUUGAUCGGACCUCUCCUUCAUUAUCCCGCUGGUCCCUGGUUGUCAUGUCAAAGCCGGGGAGAAGGCAGGAAAGAAGGCAGGGUAACCUUGGUCAAUGUGAAAGGCAGCCGCUAUCUUGUCAUCAGCCAUUUGGGGGCGGCGGUGCGCCUGCAGAGAUCCAGCGGGAUGGGGGACAGGGCCAGCCAAUUACAGAGCCUGUCAUUGUGACGUGUGAUGGACAGAGAGAUGGAGAAAGAGAAAAGGACCACAAAGAACCAGAUAGACAACUCACCGUUACACACACACACGCCCGCUUGCCACAGGCCCAGUUCACAUAUAUCUCACCUAUCUCUCUCCCUUUUCACAGCAUCUCUUUGUCUGUCCAUCUCCUCCUUUUUCUCUAUCACUUCAUCUUUCGACCCCCUUUCUAUCCCUCUGUUCCUCUCUGCCAUCUUCAACCCCCUCUCCUUCACCGAUCUCAUUCUCUCCUCCUCUCUCCCCUCUCUCUCGCCUCCUCUCCACCUCUCUCCGCUCACUUCUGACUCUAACACAAGUCACGAAGCUAGAGGUUCUGACGUGGCCACGACAGGUUAAUUCCACCUGCUCUUAGUGGCACAAAGGGAAUAGAGGAGAAUGGAGGUGAUAGCAACAUAACUGCUUCCAUUAGCCCACACUGGGGUUCCCCUUUCAGAUAGAACACCACAGCCAUCUUAGCUUCUUUAAUACCUGUCAUUAACGCUCUGAGUUGAUUUCACCUUUUUACCUUUGUAGUCAGGUCUCUCGCUGUAAUUGGAAUGGCACAGUUUUCCCCCGUUUUUUUUACCACUUACAGGUUGAUUAUAAAGGGGGGUUGAUUAACGCACAAUAGAGCAGUCGUGAGCCUGACUUGUUAGCUGCGCUCACUUUGAGCUGGUGUAAAAGGGUUGUGACUAACCUGCUACAGUGGUUUGGUUGACGAGCGAUUACCUGCAAUGAUGGGAAGGACUCAGAAUGGACUGACAUUCAGUCAUCACUGGGAGAAAAACAAUAAAUACAACCCUACUUAACAAAAUGCAUUUUGGUGUUUAGUUGCGGAGUCAUUAACUCUCUACUGGCCCUACUCUAUAGUCCAGGUGCUGGGUGGUAGCGAGGGACCGUUCUCUUCUUUGUUUCACAUCCUCACUACUCCCCAAGCCAGUCUGUAAAGGUUCAGAACGCUAGAACACACUACACGCUAUCAAAUGUCACCUGUAAAACACUGACUUCUCAACCCUGGCCAUGUUUGUCCACGUUGGCCCCCUUACUUUAUGUUUGUGUUCAUUUCAAAUGUCCUAUUUUCACCCCCCGUUUAAUCUUGAAAAUAUGCUUUAUUUUAGUAUUACAAGGUUUUGUUUUUACAUGUGUGAUGUUCCAAUGUAGGAAUAAGUUAACGUUAUAUGCAUACAUUAUCGUCAUGUUGUUUAAAUCCUCCCACCUUACUCUGACACUUUCCUUGGAGUUAACGAAGAGAACAGUCCAGGCUAUUAUAUUAAACACAGUAACAGUGUCACCUAGUGGUCAUAGUUCUUAUGUGUCAGUGUUGUUACUUGUCCAUCACUCUCCUCUGCCUCAGAUCCCAUUUUGGUAGUGUGUAAGGUCCACCGGGCAGGUAGACUGUAGGAAAUAGUGUCACAGUCAUUUCUCUGAUAUAGUGUUCCAACGGACAAGAAUGUGGAUCAUCAUUAUCAUCAAAGUGGGAUAUCGUUUUUUCAAUUGGAAAAGUUCCAGAAUAGCAGGAGUAGGUCUUUAAGUUUUUAUAAAAUCCUCCCUGUCCCCGUUAGUUGAGUAGAGAUCCAGUGAAGGUUGUUCUCUUUUAUAAAGAGAACCCACCCCUUGUCAAGGCUAGUAUGACCCCAAUCACAGAUCACUAGAUGCAUGUCAUACAUACAUAAACACAGUGCACAUCAGGGUUGGGGUAAAUUCCAUUUAAAUGCAUUGUCUGAAUUGAAAUGGAAUUGACCCUAACCCUGGUACACAUAGGACAUUAUGUGGAGUGAUAAUGAACCAUGAAUAAACUCAAACUCUUUUGUCAUCUUCAUACACAUACAUGUGUUGUAAAGAAUAAUCUAACUAGUUUUCCCUCUGAAGGUUCAUCUUGUACAUAUUUCUCUUUUAUUUUCUAAUUCGCUCUAUUAUUAAAUGUAGAGGCACAUUCUGUUGGAAGCUUGUGGUAUGUUUUACCAGUUAUUUUUCAUAGUCAUUCAAUUAGUCAAACAUACACUAUAUAUACAAAAGUAUGUGGACACCCCUUCAAAUGAGUGGAUUUGGAUAUUUCAGCCACA
Salvelinus sp. IW2-2015 is the source of this 5146-nucleotide messenger RNA. It is a transcript of the gene adarb2, whose product is annotated as adenosine deaminase RNA specific B2 (inactive). Gene Ontology annotation, molecular function: double-stranded RNA adenosine deaminase activity; tRNA-specific adenosine deaminase activity; double-stranded RNA binding. NCBI's taxonomy places the organism in Eukaryota, Metazoa, Chordata, Actinopteri, Salmoniformes, Salmonidae. Gene Ontology annotation, biological process: adenosine to inosine editing; RNA processing. The record is from RefSeq and is a predicted model, not a curated record. Gene Ontology annotation, cellular component: cytoplasm; nucleolus.